AUGAUGAGUGAAAAAACAUUAGAAUAAAAUAUUUAACUAGAUAUUUCUACUAUGUAGAUGUACAUUGAAACAGUUUCUUUGAAUAUGGAAUCACUUAUUGAUAUUUAUUAUAAAUAUUUAUAAUAGAAAGAUGGAGAUGAUUCUGAAAGCUAUAAUAAUUUGAAUGAUUUUACUUAAAAUACAACACUCAAUAAUUUGGAAAGAUUGUAAAAUUAAUGGAAUUCAAUUAAAGAAAAAUUGAAUGUUGAAUACAAAGAACCUCCUUUUAAUAACUCAUUCUAAAUUUAUUUUGAUAACCAAAUUUUGGGAGCUAUUAAAUAAUAAGUACAAAAUCUAAAUAUUUUAGGUAGAAAAUAUAGUUGAAACAAUCAAUUAGCAUGCCCCUAAAUAUGAGAUUCAAGGAAUAGUUUAAAUUAAUACAUAAUAAAGUAGCUCUAAAAUAAUGGAAAUUGAAGAAGGUGAUAAUUGA
This is a messenger RNA of Paramecium sonneborni, 469 nucleotides long. Lineage: Eukaryota; Ciliophora; Oligohymenophorea; Peniculida; Parameciidae. The record is from the annotation of a GenBank genome assembly.